CAACCUUCCCCCUCGCCAUCCGUCACUCUCAUCUCAUCUCUCUCAUCUCUUCCAUUAUCCCCCCACCGCCGGCUCCCACGGCAUGGGACACGCACAGUAAUGGAGCCUCGCCCAAGCAGCGCGUCUCACACGUCCGCGGCCGAUAUUGGGGAUCUCCUCGACGGCCUCGGUGCCGAUGAUUUCAACGACGACUUUGACGACGACUUCAUCGACCCACCAUCCUCCCACCGCCAAACACUGUUUCCAUCACCCCUUCCGCCACCACCACUACGACCACCUCAUCCUCCCGAAGAUGAUGACUUCUAUGAGCCUCCGGCCCCCACGCCCGCGCACAUCCCUGAAAUCGUCUCGUUCGCUACUGGGCGAGGGCGGCAACUUGCCCGACCCAGUGAAGUGGCGAUGAACCGCGCACUCAAGCUCGUACGCGCAGCAGAGCGUGACGCCGAGCUCGAAGACGAGCCCAAUAAGCGGCCGCGCACCGAGUCGCCCAAGCCGAUCCCUCAUCUUUCGCAGCUUCCACCAUCAUCUGUACCGGAAAGUCCCUUGGUAGGCCGCGGAUUUGGCCUGGCGAGUGGUCGUCCUGCGCCGCCUCAGAAUGAGGCAUCACGCGCGCGGGCCCUCGCCCUCUUUGGAGAGAACACACCACUCAAGUCUGGUCAGACUGUAUCCCAGCUUGACUCCCGUUCGGACGCAGCUCCACCGCCGGCAGAUCCGGGGUCCUACGCUCUCUCUUUGCUCGGGGAAGGUACACCGGUGAAGCAACGGGUGUCGGUGCCCGGGUUUCAGCUUGGGACGGGAUACAGUGCACCACCUCCAGCUGGCCCAACCGCCCCCGCGCUCGCUUUGUUCGGAGAAGAAACGCCCAUCAAGCAGACCUCGUCCGGUUUCCAGCUUGGCAGCGGUUCCAGUGCGCCCCAAACCUCGGCUGGGGCACGAGCGCGCGCCCUCGCCCUCUUUGGCGAGAAUGCCGGAUCAUCCACUGGCGCCAGCCUGGGGUUCUCGACGGGGUCUGGAAAGCCAACGCAAGCGCCCAAGCCGGAGAGCCUGGCGUUCGCCAUGGCAUUGAUGGCUGACGAUCCUCCGACUUCCACUGUCGUGCCGGAGAGUGCAGCUACGCCUCAGAGGCCGUCGACGCCCGCGUUCUCAGCGCCGCGUUACACGACCAGCUUCAGCGCACCUAUGCGCACACCGUCAAGAGUGCCAUUAGCUGGGCUUGCAACUCCUAGAUCCACAUCCAAGCUCUCCAACCGCAUCAACAUUCAAACACCCGGCUCAACACCGCGCCGGAUCGGCCUCGGCGCAACCUUUGGGCACGCAAGAACAAAGCCCAAGAACGGGUUCAUCACGCCCUUUAAGCGCGGAGCAAAGACUGUGCCGGGGCCCUUGAUGCUGCGUGCCCCGCUCUCGGUACACACUCCCUCCAGACCGCCAAGGACCCCGAACAUCUACAAGUCGGUCUUUGAUCUCACCCCACCGCCGCAUCGCAAAGGAAUGCGCGAGUCAUUCCUUUACCCUGGAUUCUACAAGCCGGCAGAGCUCGCCGAGUUCGGCCUGUGAGUUGGAGAUGGUGGGAGGAGCUUAUGUCAGACCGGACGAGAUCUGGACACUGAACCUCACUAACGCCGUGUACUACCAGUUCAUCGGCGAAGAUGCGAGUGUGCUCGGCACGGUGCAAGCUCU
Messenger RNA from Cutaneotrichosporon oleaginosum, 1680 nucleotides. The record is from RefSeq and is a predicted model, not a curated record. Lineage: Eukaryota; Fungi; Basidiomycota; Tremellomycetes; Trichosporonales; Trichosporonaceae.